Messenger RNA from Chara braunii, 1139 nucleotides. Lineage: Eukaryota; Viridiplantae; Streptophyta; Charophyceae; Charales; Characeae. The record is from the annotation of a GenBank genome assembly.
CGGCGACUCAUAAAAAAAAAAAGAAAAAAGAAAAAAAAGAACUGGCGACUCUCUUGCUCAUAUGCUGAUGCAUAGCAGGUGUGCCCGAUGUGAAGGCGGAGAGGUCUCUGGACAUGCGCCGGAGGUCAAGGCGGAUGCGACCUUCUCAUUUGCAGACGCCGACUUUGUCGCUGUGGCGACCGGAAAGAUGAAUCCUCAAAUGGCAUUCUUGAGCAUCGCUAUUCCUAUCGUCGAGAAACUCGAGACGGCUGAAAAGGCCCAAAGCAGAAAGAGGACUUCGGUGAAGGACAUGAUUGUGGAUGGAGGCCUUGAAGUUAGUGGUACUGUUCCGGGGCUAGUUUCGCUGUUCUUUUGCAGAUUGCUGUUGGAUUUGGCUAAUGGUUCAGGUCUGCGAGUGGCGAAAAGUCGAAAACGUUCACGUUGUUCAAGACUGACAGAAGUGUUCAGGUUGUUCGAGGAUGACAAGGAUGUUGAGAUGAGUCAAGAAUGAUAAAAAUGUUCGAAAAAAAUGUUCGGGUUCGAGAAUGACUACGACGUUCGACAAAACAUUUAACCGUUGUGCUGAUGACGGUUCACUUGGCAUUUGGAUUAUGAUUGGGAGGUCUUCUCAGCCAAUGAAUUGAGGCAGAGGGGUAUAUAUGCAAGUGGGGGUGAUGCUAGAGGGCCUGGUAGGUAGACGCGGCUCUACCGUCGUCACCCUAAUAGAACGCCGGCCGGUCAUUAUAGCUGUAUUUGGUGGGCAGCUUUCAGUGUCGAUGCAGCGAUAAUGUCGUAUUCUACUGUCUUCUACCAUUCUUUGCUUCCAGUGGAAUUCGAACUCAGGUUUGUAUUUCAACAAUUCGGGGUGUACCGACUGUGAGCUAGUAGCAGGCCAGUUGGUUGUCUUCGAGCAUUCUAUUUGCAUGAACGUGGUCGCUUUAACAAUGUCUCUCUGACGGUAUUGACACAGCCAGGACUAUCUUUAUCUUUCCUUCGCUCAGCUUGAUCGCUGGUGGGGAGUGGCGGAGACGGCUUCAGUAUCGGAGACGAGCUUGUAGCUUGCACGGGUCAAUCGCAGACGUCCUGUUAGACGUCCUGUUCUCUACUUCAGGAGGAGAAUCCCUGCUUCAUAUUUAGUUGACAGCUGCAGUAAUUAGAGG